CGGGGCGGAGGCUGCGGACUCGGCCCGGCACAGGACGGCGGGGGAGAGCGGCCACGACGGGGAGGUGUCUCCCCUCCCGCCCGUACUCGGCUCCCAUCGCGAAGGCGAGAGAUGGAGGUUGAUAUUUGCAAACAGGAUAUGCUCCAGAAGAAGAAGAAUGCUGUUUUGGUGGAUGGGGUCAUCCUAAAUGGUCCAAUAAUGGACUCAAAGGAAGGAGAGAAGUUUGUGGAAGAGGCUUGCAAAAUUAUAAUGGAAGAAGUCAUCCAGAAAGCUGAUGAUGUAACAGAAAAGGUUUGUGAGUGGCAAGCCCCCGAAACACUGAAGCAGAUUCUUGACCUGGAAAUGAGGGACACUGGAGAAUCUCAUCAGAAACUCUUGCAACUCUGCCGAGAUGUUAUCCAAUACAGUGUCAAAACCAGUCAUCCAAGAUUUUUCAAUCAGCUCUAUGCUGGAAUAGAUUAUUACUCAUUGGUAGCUCGGUUCAUUACAGAAGCAUUGAACCCAAGUGUAUACACAUAUGAAGUAUCUCCUGUGUUUCUGUUGGUGGAAGAAGCAGUCAUCAAAAAAAUGAUUGAGUUCAUAGGCUGGGAAGAAGGUGAUGGCAUAUUUAAUCCAGGUGGCUCAGUUUCAAAUAUGUAUGCUAUGAACUUGGCAAGAUACAGAUUUUGUCCAGAGAUAAAGGAAAAAGGGCUUUCGGGUUUGCCAAGGCUUGUCCUGUUUGCUUCAGAAGAGUGUCAUUACUCCAUGAAGAAGGCAGCCUCCUUCCUGGGUAUUGGUACAGAGAAUGUUUACUUCAUUAAAACAGAUGAGAGAGGUAAGAUGAUACCUGAGGAACUGGAGAAACAAGUCCAGCGGGCCAGGAAAGAGGGGUCAACACCAUUUCUUGUCUGUGCUACAGCAGGCACAACAGUGCUGGGAGCAUUUGAUCCUCUGGAUGCAAUUGCUGAUGUCUGUGAAAAGCAUGGCCUCUGGCUUCAUGUAGAUGCUUCUUGGGGUGGCUCGGCUUUGAUAUCAAGGAAGCAUUGCAGACUUCUUCAUGGCAUCCAGAGGGCUGAUUCUGUUGCCUGGAAUCCCCACAAAAUGCUGUUGGCAGGAAUCCAGUGCUGUGCUCUUCUGGUGAAAGAUAGCUCUGGCCUCCUGAAGAAGUGUUAUUCUGCCAAGGCUUCCUACCUGUUCCAGCAGGACAAGUUCUACGAUGUCAGCUAUGACACUGGUGACAAGUCCAUUCAAUGCAGCAGGCGUCCGGAUGCCUUCAAAUUCUGGCUGAUGUGGAAAGCAUUGGGAACCACAGGCCUCGAGGAGAGAGUGAACAGGGCACUGGCCCUGGCUAGAUAUCUAGCAGAGGAAAUUAUGAAAAGAGAAGGAUUCCAGCUCAUUUUGGAACCGGAGUAUGCAAACGUUUGCUUUUGGUACAUUCCACCAAGCUUAAGAAAAAUGGAGGAAGGACCUGAAUUUUGGCAGAAGCUACACCAGGUUGCUCCUAUAAUUAAAGAAAGGAUGAUGAAGAAGGGCAGCAUGAUGCUCGGGUACCAACCUCACCAGGGCAAAGUCAACUUCUUCCGACAGGUCGUGAUCAGCCCCCAAGUCAGUCGAGAGGACAUGGACUUCUUGCUGGAUGAAAUCCAACUUCUUGCUAAGGACUUGUAGCUGUAGCUCCUCAGCACUAGACACUGCUUUCAUGUGAUAUUUAUGGAGAGAGAGAAUUGCGGCAGUGUUCUGGUGCUAUUUUGUGAAAGGUAGUAAAAAGCUUGACAUAUAGUUUGGGAACUGUCAUUGUACAAUGAUGUUGAGAGCUUUACAGGUAGGAACCCCCCCCCCUCCUCCUCAAACCCCCUUCACAGGAAAGUAUUUGCUGAUGGGGGCUGAGAGUGGCAGAUGCAGGCUGGUGUUUGCAGCACCACUGCCACCAGUCUGGGAAGUGCUUCCUUGAGAAGGGAGCACUUCUGAAAAUGGUGUCUAUGUCCCAGGGAGGGCAGCUACCUACAGUGUGCCCGUGCACAGUGUAGCUCAAACUGGUCACUUAUAUAUGCAGGCAAUACUCCUCUGAAGUUACUUUUAGGAGUGGAUUUAGCUCAGUGAGCUUUAAAAUGCUAGUUUUAAACUACUCUGUCAAUAUUUUAGUUUGGUAUGUGUUGAAGGGUAGAGGUGUAGUUGGUAAUCACACUGAUAAGACUGAGCAUUGUGGACUUUUGUGAAGUGUUCCUCAAGGCCCUUAACAUGGUGAAUUGCUCCUGUGCAGUGGGAGGUUUUCAGAACCUGUCUGCAUAAGGCCCUGAGCCAACCAAUAUUGACCCUGCUUUGAGCAGAUGGAACUAGAAGAGUUAUUAAGGUCUCUUCCAACCUGACUGAUACUGAGAUGCUAUGAAAUACAGUGGUGGGGCCCAGUCAGUGUUUGCCAAUGUCUCCCACCCAAAAUAUCACCACCACUUUAGCAGAGCUGAGAAUAUUGAAAUAGCACUUAGAACUUCUUACCUCUGUUAACAGGAGCAACUUGUCAUUUCUUCGUUUUUAAAGUGUAGAGAUUUAUUUAGAAGCUUUUAGAUGCACUGUAAAGUUUUAACAGAGUAAAUAUAAUAUAUUUACCUGAAGGAUAUAUAUAUUUUUAUGCAUGGUAAAUUUGUAUUAAGAGUAUAGCAAAAUUACAUGUUUGACAUUGUCUGUAUUUUCCUACAGAUUAGAGAUGACUCAAUCUUAUGUUACCAGUAUAUAAUUUAUAUUUUGGCACUGAGAUUAAGGUGGUGGUGAUCAGUGAAAGCCUGCCUGCAGUUUUAGGGUAUGAACAGUAUGAGUUUUUUGGUCAUUCUUAAAUUGCAAAAUUAAAUUCUGAACUUUAUGUUAAGAAUUGUAGUUUACUUUUGAUUUGAUUUUAUUCGAUAAGAUGAUCCAUUUUGUAAAGAUAGAAAUUUAUUUCUUGUGGUGAAGUUCUUGCAGCAAACUAAUGGAAUAACCAUGUCUUUCACCUUGUAAUCAAUGCCUACUUUAAUGUUUUGAUGUUUGUUCCUUAUGUUUUAUUUGAGGUGGCACUGACCAAUGUGAGCCUUUCUGCUGUAAUGUUUUCUCUCCUGCUGAAAACUGUCUCUAAACACAAUGCUUUCUUGUGUCAUUUCCUACAUUGUACUAGGAUCCAACAUUGAGUGACAUUCCUACUUCCAGACUCCAGGUUCAUGGCAUGAAAAGUUUCACAACAAAGUCGUGAUACCAAGGAGGUUACACUAGCAGAGUAGUAGAUAGGAGCAAGAGUUACCCUGCAGCACUUGACAGAUGCCUUUAACAGUGUUCUGGAAGUAAAUAUUCUCGUGCUAUUAUAGUGAGCUACUGGACUUCAAGCCAAAACCCACAUUGAUUUUAACAAAAGAAUUAAUAUAAUGGUGAAGUCCCUGUAUUUGGCCUCGUAAUAUGCGUAGUUCACAUUUCAUUUACUAUCCUGUGCUUCUGGCUAUAUCAGCUUGCAAAGGACCUAACUAACUUCUUACCUGGCCUCCCAGAUACUCCAGGUGGAGUGUGGAAAGUACAAAGGGGGUACUGGAUGGUUGGGAAAACUUCGCUGUUGCUUCUUGAGUUAGCUAGGACUGUCAUCCCUUCUCUCUUUUCUUGAAAGGAAAGACAGAAUACAGUCCCAGGAUGUUUUGAUUACAGUCCAGAUUCUUGGUGAGUACUUGAUUUUUGAUUCAGGGGGAGCUAUGUCACCUUCUGUCUGCUAAGAAUUUGGUGUCUGGUGUUUUGUGGCAACAACUUUCACCAAAGUGUUAACUGACUUGUUUCUCAUGGUGUUAGCGUGUUUCUGUUUCCAGCUGCUGUCACACUUACAGCCCAUGUCAAACUGAAGUAACCAGUUCCUUUCUGGAGCAGUAGUGGCUAUAGUAUUUUUAAAUGAGAGCAAAAUAGAACUUUUUAAAUAUUUGCAGCAAAUAGGUCUCCAAUCAACAUGUGCCCUGAUUUCUUUAAAGGUAUAAGCUAACUUUCCAGUGUGAUGUGAGUACCUUAUCUCAUCUCCAUAUAUUUUAUUGCUGACCCCUUACCUUGUUCCAGGUGUGCACUAUGAUGGUCUCAUUUCAGGACUAAUGUAAUUUUCUCAUAGCUGCCUAUUUAGGGCUACCAUGUACAAAAUGUCUGUUUUGUAGCUGGUGAUUUUAAUAAAAAGUGAAGUAAAUAACA
This is a messenger RNA of Calypte anna (Anna's hummingbird), 4155 nucleotides long. It is a transcript of the gene GADL1, whose product is annotated as glutamate decarboxylase like 1. The record is from RefSeq and is a predicted model, not a curated record. Lineage: Eukaryota; Metazoa; Chordata; Aves; Apodiformes; Trochilidae. Gene Ontology annotation, biological process: carboxylic acid metabolic process. Gene Ontology annotation, molecular function: pyridoxal phosphate binding; carboxy-lyase activity. The transcript is spliced from 15 exons. Gene Ontology annotation, cellular component: cytoplasm. The coding region runs from base 112 to 1647 and encodes 511 amino acids.